This is a messenger RNA of Penicillium digitatum Pd1, 2160 nucleotides long. RefSeq lists its product as uncharacterized. Gene Ontology annotation, molecular function: histone acetyltransferase activity. Gene Ontology annotation, cellular component: transcription factor TFIIIC complex. Gene Ontology annotation, biological process: transcription initiation at RNA polymerase III promoter. The record is from RefSeq and is a predicted model, not a curated record. Lineage: Eukaryota; Fungi; Ascomycota; Eurotiomycetes; Eurotiales; Aspergillaceae.
AUGUUGAACCCUGUGGCCCUGUCAUUAUCUCCAUCUUGUCAUGAUGCCAUCUCUUGGUCCUCGGACGGCGAGCUUGCUAUCGCUGCGGGUGAAUACUUCCAAAUCCUGACGCCAAAAAACAGCAGGGAUGGUGAUUCUGCCCCCAACUCAACCCAAGAUUGGCUCAUGACUCGUGUUAGAGCGAACUUAUUUACGAACUCUGAAUGGCCAAACUACCUUCCGGGAAAUCGAGAUGAUUUUUCAGUCGCCGCAGACCUUUCAGAAAGCAAUGUCGUCGGUCUGGCUUGGUCACCAGCAGGACUAGGCAAAUAUCGGCGUAGUGUCCUAGCUGUGCUGACGUCGAAUCUAGUAUUGUCCCUCUGGGAGCCCAUUGGCCUUAAGAAGCAAUGGACUAGGGUUGCUGUCGCCAAUCAUGUGUUUUGGUCACAGCUACAGCUAUCACAGGAUCCAAAUAGCCAUGCCUUCCGCAAGGUUAACAUUCGAUCUUUCACCUGGUGCGAGUCAUUAAAGCCCUCAACGCCUACCGCGGGCUCUUCCUUUCUACAUUCCCACGAAAGUCGCUGGGGAAUCCCACUCCUAACGGUGGUGAAUGAUUUUAAUGAAGUCAUGCUGGUGCAAGUCCGCAGGUCAGACCCAAUAAACAGCCCUUCCAAGCCUUAUGAUCUUCAGAUUUUGGCGCUUCACUCUCUCACGAAUUUGGAAACAAAGGAUAGUCCGCUCUGCUCUGGAUCACUCUUUGAGACGGCAAUCCAAGAGAGACAACGCACUACUGCGCUCGCCUGUGGUCCGUGGCAGACUUCAUUCGCGACCAGCCCAGGCAACUUUGGAUGCGCAGUCGCCAUGAUAGCUGCGGUAUGCGGAACACAGCUUCGGCUAAUGAAACUUCAAGUCGCUCUCGGAAGCUCGCUCGGGGAGACCUCACAACAGUACAAGCUAGUCACAGAUUUGAUAGAACAUCCUUUGGAUCAGUCGAAUGAGAAAUGGGCAUAUCACAACAUCGCUGGUCCUCUUAGAUGGCUACAUGCCAGAUUAUCCACAACCAUUGCUCUGGCAGUGGGCGCCAUGGCAGGUUUCAUCACCAUAUCCAUGCCUAUCACUACGUACACUGGUAGCGGUGCCAACUCGGAUGUCUUCGAGUUCCGUGAUUACCCGAUCUAUGAGCCAGAAACCGAGGACAACAAAGGCCACCAAGCAAGGCACCUGGAGCCGAUUUUUGCAAUGCUCACUUCCGUGAAUGAACAUAGCGACAUAUGCAAGCUCCACCUAGGUACACUUGGUGGUAUUGGCUUAGUUACAGAACUUCACCAACUCCAAAAUGACAGCGCUAUGCAACAGCCAAAAUGGAAACGCAUGAUUGAAGAGUUCCAGGAUGAUUAUGACUUGGAGCACGACUUGGGAGGAAUGUCAGUCUCGAGGAUCUGGGGACUCGCAGCCUAUCGCAACAUGACUGCGGCUAUCUUCACUUCGCAUCCCACGGACAUGAUCGAGUAUCGCAUCACUUCUGACGACAGGUCUAUGAUUGUCUUUUCAGAGGAAGGUGAACCCACGACGAACACUCAAGCCCUAUUCGCAACGCACAUACCCGAUGGUCAAACCUCCGACCACAACCAGACGGAAGAAGUGAUACGUUUCGUUCUACCUGGUGAAGAUGGUAAUAUUGAACCUGACACGGAGAGUCAACGACUGAUUUAUGCCGUUGCCUGUCGUGCCAUUGUGGGCGAAGAGGACAAGUCGCUCAGACUUCACACUCGGCGGUCUCUAGAGCGUCUAGCGUUUGUGACAGGCGCAGAUCUGAGCGAUGAGAUUUCCAAAUGUAACAGCAUUCCCACUCCGAUAUUUGCGAGGAACAUGGAUCAAGUUACUGGCCCAGGGGGUCACAUUUACGAGAAGUGCGAAAUUUGCGAUGCGGGAAUUGGGUGGCCCUCGGCCCAGUUGGCUCAGUGCGCCAAUGGCCAUCUUUGGGAACGAUGUGGGUUGUCCUUCCUUGCCAUUCAAGAACCCGGGAUGUCCAAGUACUGUUUUGCCUGUCGAAAAGAAGCCCUCGAUGAAGAACGCGUGGCGUGCAUGCGUGGGGGAAAACAAGGUCGAACAUUCGAUGCUCUGUUUGAGACUUUUGAUGUCUGCUUGUACUGCGCAGCCAAAUUCCAGGCCAGUUACUAG